AUGCCAAAGCUUGGCUUCUGGGGCAGCUGCCGCAUUCCAAGACCGGCCUUCAACAUUUUUUUGGUUCCGAGCAAGAGCCUAAUCACCCUCCCCUUUCCGUUUGCCCCUUGUCUUCUGCGGGAGGAAAGUGAUAGCAGCGUUGGCGGCAGGAGCAGACGGACAUUGCCUCCACUGCAGCACAGCAGCAGACACAUGCACAGAGGCGGCUGCGUGGAGCCUUCGGCUCCAACCUCUGUUGAGGAAAGUCGGAGUUUAACUCUUGACGGAGAGUUCUUGACCGAUGAGGCCUCAGCUGUAAGCGCCCGAAGGGGUACUCAGCGAACCAUCGGCCCCACUGGUGGGGGAGCUCUAAAGCGGCUAAGGGGCCUCAGUGAGGAAGAUUCUGUUUCUGUUGAAGAUAAAACUUCUCCAAAGACGCCGGGUACAUUGGCCAGUGGUGAGAAGGAGAGGUGGAGGCUCUUGGAGCAGUUAUCUCAAGUCAUUCCGACGGCUGGGUCUCUACUCCCAGAAGCGGGCCCAUCGUCAAAUCAAUGCGUGGACAUCUCGAAAUCGGGAGAAAGCGAGACUCUAGACUGGGAAGCGUGCAACCGUGCCUUGGACAGGCUCGUGAGGGCCAGCAAACCCCAAAGCAACGUGGACGUCGAUUGGGACACAGGCCCUUCAAGUAUCACUAGGGAUCUGGGUUUGUUCGAUGUGCCACAAGGAGCAAGUUCUGACGUUCAUGAUUCCCCUGGUACCUACACCCAAGAGCACAAUGACCACUUGGCUGCGUUGGUUGGAGCGCCAUCGGACGGCUCAUCUGUGUUCGUUGCGAAGGGUGGACAGGGCGUGAAGCGGAGCAACAGCAACGCGGCAGACCCUAUGAAAGAGAGACAGAGACGAGAGCUGCAGCAGCGAAGGACCCUUGAUUUGGCUUCGCAGAUAGUGUCGAGGUUUAGAGGAGCCCGUCGCCCUGGAGUGUUGCAAUUAGUGCAUCGAUUUUUCUCUUGUAGCAGCCGUCAGGUACGGGAUCCCCAGGAGCUCGAGAAGCUUGUGGGAGCCUGCUGCUACAUCAUUGCAAGGCAGCAAGGAGAUGACAUGACAUUAAAUGACGUGACUGCACAGCUGGAGAGGCGGCAGGGUACGAAGGGGAAACAGCGCUGCCGCUGCAUUAGCCGCUGGGUGGUAAAGGUGUGUGGCAAGUUGCAGCUCAGAUGUCUUCCCAGACACGGUGAUGUUGAAGUAUUGGCGUCGAAUGCUUUGCGACGAAUUUGCGGUCAUCUCAAGAUGCUGCUGACACAGCAGGAGCAACAGGAGCUACUUUUGCUUCAGAGUCUGAAGGAAGCGUACCGACAGUGUUUGCAGCAGGAUGCUACGGAAACCCACGAUGGCAAAAGCAACCAGCAGCAGCAGAAAGAUACGGCUCUUGCGGAGCUAGACGAUGAGGACUUACUUGGACUGCUUUUGUUGCAGCAGCAAGAGGAAGCCGCUGCAAAUGCUCCCGCCAUAGAGGUCGGGUCGGGCUCUACUGGAGAGGAUGGUCUCCCUGAUCUUUGCAAUUUCCUGGAGCAGUUUGACCGGGAUUGCAGUGCAAAAAAAGUGCAAAUAGAAGAUGAAGCUUGGAAUCAGCCAACAGCGGCAGUAGACAGAGAAGUAUCUCUUGGUGCUGAUGGUUCAAUGCAACUGGCAGUUCCUACAGGGCGCAGAGAGGGCAAUACGGAUUCUUGUUCCUCUAAGUGGGAUACUGUCGGUCCUUCCGAUGUCCAACUUUUGGGGCAACAAGCAUCCGAUCCCGCUAUUCUUGAUGCACAGAUACAGCAGCACGAGUGCGUGUUACGGUUGUUGCGACUGCUGCCGAGUGCUCAACGCAUUAAGCUAGAUCAUUCGAUUUGGCUUCAGAAACAAAGGAAGGCGGCGCUGCAGCAGCUGCGUGAGCAAUCUGCUAUCGUAAUAAAGUGUGUAGGGCUGUUGCAGCAGCUAACAAAUGUGGCAUUCGCAGCUGCAGCCAAGAGAGGAUGCCUCCCCGCCCCCUCAGUAGCCUCUGAAGAAUGCGGAAAGGAGACUGAGGCAUCGGAAGGCCUUCACGCAGAGGCUCAACACAUAGAUGCGCAGCUAGGGAUGCGUGUUGAGGGAGAAGAUCCACUUGAUGAACACUGGCGAGCUUGCGGAAGAUGCGACGCGAUUUCCACAGCGGCUCACUUUGUGAUCGUUUUCGAGUGCCUCCAGGUUCCCGUGUUCCAACGAGUGGUUUUGGAGGCACUUGAAGUGGAUCGUCGCAGCGUCUACAAAAGACGUCGCGAGCAGCUUCAUGUUGUGCUAAGCAUCUUCAGGAAGCUUCCUGGUGCAGAGGACGCAACGGUCAAGAGAUUGGGCGCCCUUCUGCUAAAUGCUAUCAACAACCCAGAGACGACCAAGAAGCUGUUGCAUAUAGCGGAAACUGUGCCGUUGCGGGCGCCUGCUCGCGAGGGUCUCGAUGCCCUGUCGGAGGAAAGGUCCAGCGCCAGUGGCCAGACUAGUGGUCCACAUAGCAGCCAGACGCAGUCUCGCUGCAGCACGGAAGAUGUCAACUCGAGAAGCAGCGGAAACAACCGAGGCCACAGUCCUGUACGGACUGCGCUUCCUGCGGCUUCAGCGAGGCCUACGGCUGCGCCUGGGGGUACCUUGACUCCGAAGGAUCUGUGUGCCGCCGAAACAAUUAGCAGUGCUGCUGCCGCUGCUGCUUUAAAGGAAUUGGAAGAGGGUGAUCCUGUACUAGCGGAGACUCCGAUGGCCCGUGUGGUGUCUCUGCAAUACGAAAGGACACAACAACGAUGGGUCUGCAAGUGGAGGGAGGGGCUAGGCACGGGAGGCCGUUGGCACAGGCGUUGCUUCUCUGUUGUAAAGUAUGGAGAGGAUGGUGCUCAUACGCUAGCUGCCGCCGUGGCGAAAAAGCUAAGGGACAGGCGGAGCCAGGAAGCUAGCGGGAUGAAGUUUAGUAGCACCACGAGUUCGGAUAUAUCACCGGUCGUGGUAGAUUUUAAUUCAAGUGGUGGGGUUUCAAAAAGGGGUACGAGAGGGGCCACAGCAAGUGAGCCGGCUGCUCACAACUCACAUACAGCUGGCGUCACAUCUAGGAUUCGUAACAGGCGUACUGCAGCAGGUUCAUUCACAGCUGCCACAGCUGCUUCUUUCGAAGAGGCAGCGAUCCGUCAAGACGCAAAUUCUUACUCUUUGUCUCAUCUUGGGGAAAGCAACCGUGACUCUCUCAUUGCAAACAUGCCGACAGACCCGAACCUGUCUUCUGUUGUGGCUUCUGCCGCUUACAGCGAUGAAAUGGAGCGCCUCGCGCAGCUCCUGCAGAAAGCUAGAAAUAACCCAUUGCUUGCGAAAUGGUUGGAUGAGAGGGCCCCGCCGCCUGGAGCAGCUGCAUUGCGGGCUGCAGCAGAAUCUAUUGUUCCCUUUCUUGCGCUCCAGACCGAAGCAGACAAGGUAUCAGCAGCAGUCCCUGUUCCUUUCGGACAGAAGCAAUCUCUCCCGAGGAGGGGGAGAGUGGCGGGAGCAAGAGAAGGCAUGUGA
Messenger RNA from Eimeria necatrix, 3534 nucleotides. RefSeq lists its product as hypothetical. Gene Ontology annotation, molecular function: DNA-binding transcription factor activity. The record is from RefSeq and is a predicted model, not a curated record. Gene Ontology annotation, biological process: regulation of DNA-templated transcription. NCBI's taxonomy places the organism in Eukaryota, Apicomplexa, Conoidasida, Eucoccidiorida, Eimeriidae.